This is a messenger RNA of Melanotaenia boesemani (Boeseman's rainbowfish), 4598 nucleotides long. RefSeq names its product lysine (K)-specific demethylase 4A, genome duplicate b (gene kdm4ab). Gene Ontology annotation, cellular component: nucleus. Gene Ontology annotation, biological process: chromatin remodeling. The record is from RefSeq and is a predicted model, not a curated record. Bases 176 to 3670 code for a protein of 1164 amino acids. Lineage: Eukaryota; Metazoa; Chordata; Actinopteri; Atheriniformes; Melanotaeniidae. Gene Ontology annotation, molecular function: histone H3K9 demethylase activity; histone H3K36 demethylase activity. The transcript is spliced from 23 exons.
AGGUGCGUGUACAUGCGUAGUGGUGGUAAUGGAGUAGAGUGGUCUACUCACAGGGGCUUAAGUUAGCAAGCUGGUAUUUCUCUGUUAUGUUGCCAGCCGCUGUUUGGAUUGACUUCGAGUUAUUUGCAACUGGAGCUCGAACCCGGAGCAGGUGGAGCCACCUCUGAAAUUGAGAAUGAUGUCAGACAUGGUUUCCCAAAAUCAUGGUUCCAAGGGGAUCAUGACGUUUUACCCCACUGCUGAGGAAUUCAAGAAUUUCAGCCGCUACAUUGCAUAUAUAGAGUCCAAGGGCGCCCACAGAGCAGGCCUGGCUAAAAUUGUGCCACCAAAGGAGUGGAAGCCUCGAGGAUCUUAUGAUGACAUAGACGACUUGGUGAUACCGGCCCCCAUUCAGCAGGUGGUGACCGGCCAGUCGGGCCUUUUCACUCAGUACAACAUACAGAAGAGACCCAUGACUGUCAAAGAGUUUCGCAAGAUUGCCAACAGUGACAAGUUCUGUAGUCCACAUUAUGAUGAUUUUGAGGAACUGGAAAGGAAAUAUUGGAAGAACGUAACAUUUAACCCCCCCAUAUAUGGUGCAGAUGUGAAUGGAAGCUUGUAUGAUCCGGAUAUCAAAGAGUGGAAUAUUUGCAACUUGGGCACCAUUUUGGACACUGUGGAAAGUGACAGCGGCAUCACUAUUGAGGGCGUUAAUACGCCCUACUUGUACUUCGGUAUGUGGAAGACCACCUUCGCAUGGCACACAGAGGACAUGGACCUCUACAGCAUCAAUUACUUACACUUUGGAGAGCCCAAGUCCUGGUACUGUGUUUCCCCAGAGCAUGGAAAAAGACUGGAGCGUCUGGCUAAAGGGUUUUUUCCUGGCAGUUCUCAGAAUUGUGAGGCUUUUUUACGCCAUAAGAUGACUCUCAUCUCUCCGUCAAUACUGAAAAAGUAUGGCAUUCCCUUUGAAAAGAUAACCCAGGAGGCGGGCGAGUUCAUGAUCACGUUCCCUUAUGCCUACCAUGCUGGUUUCAACCACGGUUUCAACUGCGCAGAAUCCACCAACUUCGCUACGGAGAGAUGGAUCGAGUAUGGCAAGCAGGCGGUCUUGUGCUCAUGUCGUAAAGACAUGGUGAAGAUUUCCAUGGAUGUAUUCGUCAGGAAGUUCCAGCCCGAUCGCUACGAGCAGUGGCUGGCAGGGCGAGAUGUGGUACUCAUAGACCACUCGCGUCCCACCCCAGAGGCGAGGGAGUUUUUGGGCGAGUCCUUUAACGAGAUCAACAGCAGUAACUGCAGCUCCACUGAAAGCUGUGGGGAGGACGGCUGCGAGCGGAGGAGCACACAAAGAAUAGAGACAAAAAGGCACCGAGUGUGUCUGGAGGUGCCCAAUGAGGUUGUUCCAAAGGAUGAGGAUGAAGAGCAGUACGGGAAGCGUCCCAGAAUAAGUCUUAUACCCCCUCGAGCUGCUGUCCAAGAAGGCAGGAGAAGUAAAGGCCCACCAAAGUUGGUUGUCACCCCGACCAAACUUACUUUAAUGGAUCCACUUCACAGGGGUUUAACCCAGAGCAGCAGCGACGGGGCUCGUCCUCCCCAUUACACCAAGACUCGUGCCCCUGCCAUCUCGUCUCAGUCCAGUCCAAGAAAUGGACAUUUAUCGGUUUCAGUGGCGUCGACGUGGACAGACAACACAACUCAACCUGUCCGUAAAAUGGGGGUGGCCAGCCUGCUCUUCCACCGGACUCUGAGCCCUAAAGAUGCUCUUCAGGUGCACAGCUACACGCUGGAGAAGCAGCGGCAGCCUCACACACAACUGCAGGUGCACAGCUACGCCAAGGAGCACCAACCUCGUCACCUCCAGCUCAAAACCUGCACCAACACCAAGGUUCUUUCCUGUGGCCAGCCACAACCAUCUGACGUCCACCUUACCCAAGUAAUGCCUCCUCAGUCAGAUGCACAGAAUCCUGAGCUCGACAUCCACAACGAGGACAAAGCUAAAAUGCUGAUGGCUGUCCAGGUUCCAGCUGAAGUCGACCCUAUCAGCAUGGCCGCCCCCGUCGAGGCUCAAACACACCUUCAAGAUGGCAACAAAACGGAGAUGGAUUCACCUAAAAGCAGCAAGCGCAAGAGUAACCAAAGUCCACUGGAGGAUAAUAGCAUGGGCAUCCUGAAAGACACCAUUCCUGUCAGGGAACCAGAGCACGCUGAAAGAAAGGAGAUUCCUCAGAAUUAUCACCAGGGGUCAGAAGAGCCGUCGCAUUGCAAGUCAGUGGCCAGGAGACAGGAGCAGGAAGUACAGCUGUCCAAGCUUCCUUGUCAUCAUCCUCUGUUCAGUAAUGAUGAUAUGUAUGUACACAUGGAGGUGGAGGAAGAAGAGAAGGAGGAGUGGGCGAAGCCUGUAACCCAGCUGUGGCAGUGUCGGCCAUAUAACCCCCAGGCAGAGUGGGAAUAUAACAAAAACAUGGGCCAGAAGGCUCCUUACUGCUCCAUCUGUCUGCUCUUCUACACUUACCAUCAGUCGGAGUUGAGCAGUGAUGGCUCCAAUCUGAUCCUGGAGAACCGUCCAGGUGGCCAUCAGUGGUCCAGACCGCUCAUCCCAGAGAUGUGCUUCAACACCCAGUCAAGCAAGACCAGUGAUAGUGGGGAGGGACAGCUGUCCAAUCCUCAUGUGGCGGAGGACGGAACGAGCCGUCUGGUCAGCUGUGCUCAGUGCUGCGUCCGUGUGCACACAAGUUGCUAUGGUGUGUCUGGAGACGAAGCAGAGCUGGAUGACUGGCUGUGUGCCCGCUGUGAGGCUGGUGCCAUCACCGAGGACUGCUCUCUGUGUUCCCUGAGAGGUGGAGCUCUGCAGAGAGCCAACAAUGACAAAUGGGUCCAUGUGCUGUGUGCCAUCACCGUGCUGGAAGCUCGCUUCGUCAACAUCACAGAGCGGAACCCCAUCGACCUCUCGGCCAUCCCACUGCCACGCUUCAGACUGAAAUGCGCCUACUGCAGGAAACGGAUGAAGAGAGAGGUGAAGGGCUGCUGUGUCCAGUGUUCCCAUGGCCGCUGCUCCACGGCGUUCCAUCCCACCUGCGCUCAGGCAGCCGGGAUCCUCAUGCACCCGGACGACUGGCCGUUCGUAGUCUUCAUCACCUGCCACAGACACAGAGCGCCUGUCAUACCCGAGCGUAACAAGACCUCCAUGAGGGAGCUGUUGGUGGGCCAGAAGGUGAUCUGCAAACAUAAAAAUGGGCGUUACUACCACAGCGACGUGGUGGAGCUGACCACAGCCACCUUCUACGAAGUGGUGUUUGACGACGGCUCGUACAGCGACAAUCUCUUCCCAGAGGACAUCGAGAACCGGGACUGUGUCCACCUCGGCCCGCCUUCUGAAGGCGACGCCGUUCAAGUGAGAUGGACGGAUGGGUUGAUAUACGGAGCCAAGUUUGUGACAUCGCACUCCAUCCCCAUGUACCUGGUGGAGUUUGAAGAUGGAUCCCAGAUCUCAGUGAAGAGAGAAGACAUCUACGGUCUGGAUGAGGAUUUGCCCAAACGAGUCAAGUCCCGUUUGUCGGUGGCGUCGGACAUGCGCUUCCAGCUCUUCACGCAGAACGACAUCAAGCAGAACUCCAAACGGCAGCGGGUCAUCAACUCCCGCUACAGAGAGGACUUCAUCGAGCCGGUCAUCUACAGAGCCAUCAUGGAGUGAUGGCGUCUCUAUGGAGAGCUCCGGCUCGUUAUUCCUGCUGAUAGGAAGCCCCUCCCACCUCCACCUUGCUCCUCCCUGUUCUUCCGAAGCCUCUCAGGCUCCACAUAUAACCCACGGCUGGGACUUCAGGUUGUUAGAUCCAUGUUUCCCGUCAGCUUCUCUGUUCUCUUCCCUCCUUCUGUCCUUUUUUCAGGAAGAAGCCAUCAGUGAGGUAUUAAACAUUAUUUUCAGGAAUUUUCCUCUAGAAAUGACCGACAGGUGUUUUUUUUUUUCUGACUUCAUGUCUUGUGACGCUUUUAAAGGAAAGUUACCACCGUUUGAAUUUAACUCAGCUGUCGCCUUCAUCGCCUCUGUCAUCCGGUCGACUCUGACCCCAAAGAAUCCACAUUUUCCCAGAUUAACAAGGAUUGUUUUAGUUGGAUUACGAGGCGUGAACAUGUUUUCUAGGCCUGAGCCUUACAAUCCACAGGGCCAAGCAAACUUUCCUUUUGGGUUUUCUUGGUUUAUUGUAACUAUUGUAAAUAAUAUUGCUACUUAAUUUAUGCAAGUGGAUGGAGUUUGAGAUGAAAGCUAUUUUUGUCAUGUCCUUUCCUCGACUUGUAGAAAAGCUGAGAUGUAUUUAUAUUUAUUAUGACGGUAGGUUGUUUUUUCCUUUGCUGAGAUCAGACAUGAUCAGACUCCAGAAAAGCACUUACCAUUUCUUCUCGUCGCAGGAUGGAAGACAAACUAGAUGGGUUGUGUUUUCAGUGAAAGAUAAAUGUAGAAAAGAUGGUUUCAGAUCCGUUUCCCAUGUUUAGCCUCUCCUGCGUAUUUUAGUCCUGUGUUCAUGACUGAUCUUUUAGUAGGUUAAGCUGUCCACACGCAUUUUUCUUUCUAUGCUUCUGGGUUGUUCUUUGUCUCCAUGGAAACAUUAAAUUCAUGCACUAUU